GUGUGUGUGUGCGAGGGUGUGUGUGUGUUUGUGUGUGUGUGUGCAUAUGUGGGGGGUGUGAGUGUGUGUGUGCGAGGAAGCGGGGGUGCGUGCGCGUGUGAGUGCGUGUGUGAGUGUGUCUGCGUGUGUGUCUGUGUGUGUGUGUGUGAGUGAGUGAAUUCCAGAUUUUCUGUCUUUCCAAAACCCGCUCCUGUCCUCUCGCAUAUCACUCACAGACGGGAAUCUGACAGCAGCCACAAACCUACAGUGAGUGAUCGCUCUCCCCCCCGGCACGAAUCCGCCAUAGAGAUCGGCGAGGAGGAGGAGGAGGAAGAGAAGAAGGAGGAGGUGGAGGAGGAGGUGGAGGAGGAGGAGGAGGAGGAGGAGGGAAAGAGGAGAAGGAAGAAGAAGAAAAAGAAGAAGAAACCCACUACCUUCCCAGGAUUGCCUUUUUUUUUCCUUAUCUUUACGCGCGAGUGUGCGUGUGGCGCGUGUGCGCCCCUCGUCCCUUCCAUCCGAACCCGGUCUUGGAUGUUUAAUAAAGAAAUCAAGUGUCUCAACAGUCACCAAAAAAAAAACGCAAAAACAAAAAAAAAAAUCCAAAAGCAAAUACAAAAAAGAGAGAGGAAAAAAAAAUCCAAAACAAACAAACAAACAAGGCAGAACCAACCUCUACUUCAAAGCAGCCGGCGCAAGCCACCCGUGUCUGCCACCCAGAGAGGGGGGUCUCUGGCCCGUGGUGGAGGAGUUGCAGGGGGGAUCGUCAGGGGGACAGAGGCCGAGUGACGUCCUAGGAGCCACCGGGCAGAGGCGGAGGAGACCCAGAGAGGCCAGAGAGACAGCGGGCCCUGGCGCGCGACUCGGGGCUGGGGCGCCAGAAGUGGGACUGGAGCGAAGUAGAGGAUGCCGAGGAGAAAACAGCAGGCACCCAAGCGGGCGGCAGGCUACGCCCAGGAGGAACAGCUGAAAGAAGAGGAGGAAAUAAAAGAAGAAGAGGAGGAGGAGGACAGCGGUUCAGUAGCUCAACUGCAGGGUGGCAAUGACACAGGGACGGACGAGGAGCUAGAAACAGGCCCAGAGCAAAAAGGCUGCUUCAGUUACCAGAACUCUCCGGGAAGUCAUUUGUCCAAUCAGGAUGCCGAGAAUGAGUCUCUGCUGAGCGAUGCCAGUGAUCAGGUGUCGGACAUCAAGAGUGUCUGCGGCCGAGAUGCCUCGGACAAGAAAGCAAACACUCACGUCAAGCUUCCAAACGAAGCACACAACUGCAUGGAUAAAAUGACUGCUGUCUACGCCAACAUCCUGUCGGAUUCCUACUGGUCAGGCCUGGGCCUGGGCUUCAAGCUGUCCAGUAGUGAGAGGCGGAACUGUGACACCCGAAACGGCAGCAACAAGAGUGAUUUUGACUGGCACCAAGACGCUCUGUCCAAAAGCCUGCAGCAGAACUUGCCUUCUAGGUCCGUCUCGAAACCCAGCCUGUUCAGCUCGGUGCAGUUGUACCGGCAGAGCAGCAAGAUGUGCGGGACUGUGUUCACAGGGGCCAGCAGAUUCCGGUGCCGACAGUGCAGCGCGGCCUAUGACACCCUAGUCGAGUUGACUGUGCACAUGAAUGAAACGGGCCACUAUCAAGAUGACAACCGCAAAAAGGACAAGCUCAGACCCACAAGCUAUUCAAAGCCCCGGAAAAGGGCUUUCCAGGAUAUGGACAAGGAGGAUGCUCAAAAGGUUCUGAAAUGUAUGUUUUGUGGCGACUCCUUCGAUUCCCUCCAAGAUUUGAGCGUCCACAUGAUUAAAACAAAACAUUACCAAAAAGUGCCUUUGAAGGAGCCAGUCCCAACCAUUUCCUCGAAAAUGGUCACCCCGGCGAAAAAACGCGUUUUUGAUGUCAAUCGGCCGUGUUCCCCCGAUUCAACCACAGGAUCUUUUGCAGAUUCUUUUUCUCAGAAGAACGCCAACUUGCAGUUGUCCUCCAACAACCGCUAUGGCUACCAAAAUGGAGCCAGCUACACCUGGCAGUUUGAGGCCUGCAAGUCCCAGAUCUUAAAGUGCAUGGAGUGUGGGAGCUCCCAUGACACCUUGCAGCAGCUCACCACCCACAUGAUGGUCACAGGUCACUUUCUCAAGGUCACCAGCUCUGCCUCCAAGAAAGGGAAGCAGCUGGUAUUAGACCCGCUAGCAGUGGAGAAAAUGCAGUCGUUGUCCGAGGCCCCAAACAGUGAUUCUCUGGCUCCCAAGCCAUCCAGUAACUCAGUAUCAGAUUGUACAGCCUCUACAACUGAGCUAAAGAAAGAGAGUAAAAAAGAAAGGCCAGAGGAAACCAGCAAGGAUGAGAAAGUCGUGAAAAGUGAGGACUAUGAUGAUUCUCUACAAAAACCUUUAGACCCUACAAUCAAAUAUCAAUACCUAAGGGAGGAGGACUUGGAAGAUGGCUCAAAGGGUGGAGGUGACAUUUUGAAAUCUUUGGAAAAUACUGUCACCACAGCCAUCAACAAAGCCCAAAACGGGGCCCCCAGCUGGAGUGCCUACCCCAGCAUCCACGCAGCCUACCAGCUGUCUGAGGGCGCCAAGCCGCCUUUGCCUAUGGGAUCCCAGGUACUGCAGAUCCGGCCUAAUCUCACCAACAAGCUGAGGCCCAUUGCACCAAAGUGGAAAAUGAUGCCACUCGUUUCUGUGCCCACACACCUGGCCCCUUACACUCAAAUCAAGAAGGAGUCAGAAGACAAAGAUGAAGCCGUGAAGGAGUGUGGGAAAGAAAGUCCCCAUGAAGAGGCCUCAUCUUUCAGCCACAGUGAGGGCGAUUCUUUCCACAAAAGCGAAACGCCUCCAGAAGCCAAAAAGACUGAGCUGGGUUCCCUGAAGGAGGACAAGCUGAUGAAAGAGGGCAGCGAGAAAGAGAAACCCCAGCCCUUGGAGCCUACGUCUGCUCUGAGCAACGGGUGCGCCCUCCCCAACCACGCCCCGGCCCUGCCAUGCAUCAACCCACUCAGCGCCCUGCAGUCCGUCCUGAACAAUCACCUGGGCAAAGCCACGGAGCCCUUGCGCUCACCUUCCUGCUCCAGCCCAAGUUCAAGCACAAUUUCCAUGUUCCACAAGUCCAAUCUCAGUGUCAUGGACAAGCCGGUCUUGAGUCCCACCUCCACAAGGCCAGCCAGCGUGUCCAGGCGCUACCUGUUUGAGAACAGCGAUCAGCCCAUUGACCUGACCAAGUCCAAAAGCAAGAAAGCUGAGUCCUCGCAAGCACAAUCCUGUAUGUCCCCACCUCAGAAGCACGCUCUGUCUGACAUCGCUGACAUGGUGAAAGUCCUCCCCAAAGCCACCACCCCAAAGCCAGCCUCCUCUUCCAGGAUCCCUCCCAUGAAGCUGGAAAUGGAUGUCAGACGCUUUGAGGAUGUCUCCAGUGAAGUCUCAACUUUGCAUAAAAGAAAAGGCCGGCAGUCCAACUGGAAUCCUCAGCAUCUUCUGAUUCUACAAGCCCAGUUUGCCUCAAGCCUCUUCCAGACAUCAGAGGGCAAAUACCUGCUGUCUGAUCUGGGCCCACAAGAGCGUAUGCAAAUCUCGAAGUUUACGGGACUCUCAAUGACCACUAUCAGUCACUGGCUGGCCAACGUCAAGUACCAGCUUAGGAAAACGGGCGGGACAAAAUUUCUAAAAAACAUGGACAAAGGCCACCCCAUCUUUUAUUGCAGUGACUGUGCUUCCCAGUUCAGAACCCCUUCUACCUACAUCAGUCACUUAGAAUCUCACCUGGGUUUCCAAAUGAAGGACAUGACUCGCUUGUCAGUGGACCAGCAAAGCAAGGUGGAGCAAGAGAUCUCCCGGGUAUCGUCGGCUCAGAGGUCUCCGGAAACAAUAGCUGUGGAAGAGGACACAGACUCUAAAUUCAAGUGUAAGUUGUGCUGUCGGACAUUUGUGAGCAAACAUGCAGUAAAACUCCACCUAAGCAAAACGCACAGCAAGUCACCCGAACACCAUUCACAGUUUGUAACAGACGUGGAUGAAGAAUAGCUCUGCAGGACGAAUGCCUUAGUUUCCACUUUCCAGCCUGGAUUCCCUCACACUGAACCCUUCUUCGCUGCACCAUCCUGCUUCUGACAUUGAACUCAUUGAACUCCUCCUGACACCCUGGCUCCAAGAAGACUGCCAAAAUAAAAAAAAAAAUCACCCCAGCCAUUUCUCUUCAUCCUCACUAACAAUUUGGUAAUGAAGUAUUGAUUUCCACUUCUCUGCUUAUGGGCGAUAUUAGAUUUUCAUUGACAAACUGCAAUGGGGCUGUCUCGUCUCCACAGUACCCUUUUCACUGUCACAAGAAAACAAAGUGCCACUGAAGAAAAGUAAUGACUGAGAACAUUGAUGUACUUAUUUUGUCAGUUUGUAACAGGAAAGUGGGGGGGAGUAUAAGUCUUCACAGUUUAAUGUCCAAGUGGGCUGCACUAGAUGUAGACACUUGGAGGCUUACUUUUCAUGGUAAUGUCCAUUUCCUAUUUAUAACCCCUCUGGGAACGUUUGUCUAAAGGAAAUGUUUCUCUUCAGUGUAACAAUUACGGUUGCACCUGGAUUGCCCAGUCCUGCCCCUGCACUAGGGGGCCAUUAAUCACUGCAAAGUAGAAGAAUUAUUGAGUUAAACCAGAGUUUGAGCCAAGAAAACCCCUGAACAAUGUUCAUCUUCUGUGAAACUUGUUCAAAUAGUUAAGCUUAACCAUGUUGCUGCCAAAGACUUUUCCUAUGCAGUGGUGAGGCACCUUGAUCAUCAUCAUUAUCUUGAUUGGUUUAAAAAAAUAGUUUUAAGCACACACCACUGUUGUAUGAGAACUGCAAAUUGGGAGAACUGGUGAAAUGCAGAAUCUGAGAGAAUGCGAGAAGAUGAGAUCACUGCAGGGUACAAAGUUCUGCAGCAGUCUUUUCUGGUAAUCCCUUUCUGCAGGACCUGAUGUUUAUGGGCUCUAAAACGCAGCUUAGCUUAAGAAGAAACAGAAAGCAUGAAAUAGGGUGUCCAUUUUAAAUGUGUUCCUGCAACUUUUUUCAUUAAAACUUUGAGGGCCCAAUUUUAAUUUGUGGAAUAUUCCCGUUAAUAAUGAGAUCUAAUUAAGACAUCCAUUAAAAGCCCGUUAAAGUUAAUUUAACGUAAAAAUUCCAAUAGAACUGUAUUAGAUUUUCUCCAUUAAAUUAACGUUAUGGAUUUUUAACGGAUGUCUUAAUUAUACGUUAUUAUUAACGGGAAUACUGUAUUACACAGAUUAAAAUCAGGUCCUAAGUCAACUUGGAAAAGCUAAGAGCAUGUUUUAAUAUUAAAAGUCUUGCAUACCUAGUGCACAGUUUGGAGACGCAAGGAUAGAUCUGUUUACUCUAGUUGAACAUUUUCUAUACAAUUGAAAGCAACCUAUAAUAGAUAAAUCCAUCAUUGCAUUUAAACAAUGAAUUUCCUUAUUCUCAAUGGACAAAUAAGUCUGGAUUAUGUGGUAAAUUGCUACUCAGCUAUGGUGAAAUAUUUAUACUAUUCCAGGCACAACACUAGGAACUAGAUGAUUCUGAAACAAAAGGAAUAUUUUCUGUUGUUGCUUUAAUUACCAAGGUUAUUUUUUUUUUAAAUCUCAACACUGACAAAAUGAAACCAAAUAUCUCUUCCUCACCAUUUCUCAAGGAGGCUGCCUGUUGGAAUUGUUUUGGGAAUUUUGACAUGAUCCCUAAAUUCAACAUUGGGAUUUAAAAAAAAAAAAAAAAAAAAAAAAAAACCUUCUUAUUUACCUCCUAGGGAAAGUGUUGCCCUUAUGCCACAUAUAAUAGCAAAUUGCUUUUUUUAUGGCAUGCAUAACCUAGAUGGGAAAAAAUAUGGCGCUUCGGGGAAGGAGGGAAAAAGUAAAUGAAGUUCCAGGAAUGUCAUUCUGAAGUAAUGAGGCAUGGACAGAAAAUAUACCCCUCACAUCAUCGGAUUGAGAUGGCAGUCGAAAUAGCUUCAUUGAAGUGUCAGCACUCAUCCAUCAAUCAAUCACCCACAAGGAAAAAUAGCAACAGUACAACCGGGCGGCUUUUAUGGGAUUUACUCUUGGGCAUAGGGAAUAGCGGCUCAAAUGUAGUUCUGACAUGAAAAGCAAGGUGCUGAUAUUAUUUUUUAUGAUGGGAGGAUCAUAAAGUGAAUUGAGAACAGUGAGGUCUAUCUUUGCUUAACCUAUUCAACCAGAAAUGAAUGGAGCUCGACUGGAAAGGAACAGUCUUCGGAUGGGUUAAGAUUGAAGGGUGGACUGGACUCUACUGAGCACCGUCCUUCAACAAGGAAAUUCUAUUAAAGGAAAAUCAAUGCAUUAGCAUUGGGGUUCUUGAAGCUGUUAAAAAUUGUCUGCUCCAAUCCAGGGUUAUUAGGCCAAAGUUACAUAAUUCAGAUCUCACUGCAGCCAUCCAAAAGCAGAUUCUCAAGCCCUUGAUCCAAUGGGGGGAGGAGAUCAAUACAAUUCCCAAUUCCAUGGAAAUUGUUUCCCUUCUAAGAAAGAAAAAAUAAACCAUCUGCUUCAACAUAUAAUCGAUAUGGUUUUGUUAGCGCAAUUUCUAUGGUGGGAUGGGGUGGGAGGUGAGAUUCGAAAAUAUUGAUAAAUUUGGGAAGACUGGUAAAUCGCCGCCUGGCAACCAUGCAUGUCACUGCUGAGGGAUGGCUGCUAAGGUUCACCUUAGAAAACAAGAUCUGGGCUGGCGCUGGGGCAUACACUUGGCUCUCAGCAUAUUCCUAGAGGCCAGGCCUCUCUUCAUUUGGCCAGCUCUCUGAGGCUUCUAGAAACUUCUUUCUGGAGGAAAAAAAACUAAAUAACAUAAACUCAGGAGAAUGUCUUUAUCCACCUUCAUACCACUGCUUUCUUUUCCCUGAAUAAAAGACAGUUCUGAUAAGUGAGAACUUUAGAAUUGGAAAGGAUGAUGUGCAACUAUAAUGCAAAUUACCCUCAAGUAUCUCCAUUCUGCCACCACCUCUUGGUACCAGUAAGAGGGAGAGGUCGCCUUUUCUUCCCCAUCCGUCCUUCCAGCUAAGACCACCAGCCACCUGCAAAUUGAGAUGUCCAUUUAAAAAUGUAUAUGUCAAUAUUUAAAUGUUGUGUAUUUGGCCUUAUUUUGUAGUUCAGCAAAUCCUCCAAAUACACAGCAUGUUACAAAGCACUGGUGGCACAGGGAACAACAGGAAAUUAUAUUUAUUUAGCAAAUUCAUUUAACAAAUAUUGUUGGGCACCUGUUAUGUGUGACACUGUUCUAGGCACUGUGGGAUAACAACAGUAAACACUUCACACAACAGCCUGGCCUUCCUGUUGUUUUACAAGAGCUCCUAAAGACACUUGAGGGACACAGUUCAUGUAGAACUAAAGUAUUACUAUUUCAGAAUAAGGAUUUUUUUUUCCUAAAAAGCAUACAGAGAGGAAAUAGCUUAAAAAUAGGUCAAGACCUAAAAACAGAAUAUGUAAUCAUGGAAUAAAUUGGAUAACCCAGACAGUCCCCACAGAAUUUCUUUCAGCUCACAGAUUUCUGAAAACUCACCCCCAAAAUGUGCCUGUUUGGUUGUUUGAAUCUUGCAUAAUUAAUGUCACAGGCGCAAGCCGCUGAACUUAGUUGAGAUGCAGAAAACAAACAAAUGCAAUGACAUAUCUGAGAAGCAUUUAUGUAACUCUGUUUAAGUGGUGAGGAGGGGUGUGUGAAGACAGUGUGCAUGCAUAUGUGUGUGUAUUCAUAUAUAUGUGUAUACAUAUGAAUUUCACUGUUAUUUUCCAGGGUCUAUGGACAAUGUGGCUAAGAAUCUAUGAUGUUCUGAAACUUUUCACAGUAAAUCCAAAGAUUACAGACCUUACAAGGUGCUUGCAUUCUGUUGCUUUUCCAUCUGUCACUUCUCAGGUUAUUUGACUGUGUUCAAACCUUCUUUUCUUUUUCAUGGAGUUUCAUUUUUUAAGCUUGUUAAAUGCUUUUGUUUAAAAAAAAAAAAAAAAAAAAAAAAAAACCCCAAAUGUCAUUUUUCACAUUAUCAUCUCUUCUCUGCAACAAGGAUAGUAAGAUGGAGAUGAAUGCAAAAAUAAUAACAACAAUACGGAAAUAUAUUAAAGGCUUUAAAAUAUGCACAUAUGUAGUUCUAAAGAGCAAUAACGGUAGUAUCUAUUUCGAAGAUGCAUUAGGCAAAAAAGAAAUCAAAACUGAAAUUUUCGUGUAUUUUUCCCCUUGUAAGAUGUUAAAAUGCUAAUUUCAUUUUCUCCUUUCCUCUAUGUGGCACUUUCUCAAAAUAUCUAUGAAAUACUUUUAGACAAAGAUUGAGCUGGAGAAAGAGAUACAAAUUUCCAUCCCCCUAGACAGAGAGACAUGUUUCCAUUGUAGGAAGGCAUUAAACAUUUUGAAACUUGUGAAUCAUCUUUAGAAUUUCUACUGGGGAAUUUUACCUCUUCAUCCAAAGUAAAAGCCACUUAUCUCCUUUGGUUCCCAGUGACAGAUUCAGAGGCACACACAGAUACACAAUUUUCAGGCUCUAGUUAAUCGUCUUCCAAUAGUUACGAACAAUGGGCUAACAGGCGUGGGUGUUUCUCCAAAAAUUAUUCAUGCACAAGGCAGCCCAAAGCUUCAGGGAAAACUAGAAAUGUGUUAUGGAUUAGAAUAGGACUGUUUUAAAAUGCUAGUACCAGGUGGAACGCUAUUUCUGCAACAGGACUCUGUCCAUUUCCUUUGGAACAAUAUAUUCCAAGUAAAAUGGCUCUUCCAAGGAAUGACACCCUGACUUGACACCCUUCGGUAUACAAAUUAUUUUACCAACAGCCAUGAUUAUUAUUAAGGCCUUUUAAAAUGCAGGCUGUUUGAAAAAAGACAGAUUAAAUAUUCACAGCCCUUUGUAUCAUGUUUAAUGCUUAAAACAGCUUUUAGAAGUACAAGUAAUAACUUUUUGGUAAGAAACCCCAGGAGAAGUCAAAAAAUUUGAACAAAGGCAUUACGAAAAAAAAAAUCUAACCACUCCAUUCAACUCUUUCGGAAAAUAAAUUUCAAUGUGUUCAAUGAAUUGUCUUGAACCUGAAACCUGAAACAUUUGGAUAUCAGUCCCCUGCCAAUAGCUAAUAUUAACAGAAUGUGAACAAUCAUACAAUUAUGUCUCAAAGGUGAAGACUUUGUACAGUAAUAUUUUCACUUUCUAAAUGACCCCUAUAACAUUCAGGAAUUAUAGAUGUGUAUCUAUAUUUUUUAAGUGCAGAAAGUUCAACCAGUCUUCAGAGAAGUAACAGUGAUGUCCAUUGUGCAUUGAAAUAAAUAUUACAAACAUUCCAGUUUUGCAAUACAAUACUCGAGCUUUCGAACACAUCAGAUGCUAGAAUGUGUAAUGCAAGUCAAAAAAGCUGACAUACAAAACAAUUCCCAUUUGGCUCAGGGUUCCUAAAUGUCACAAUAUCUUGGGUUACAAUACACUUUUUGAUCUCCUGAUGAUGUCCUUCUAAUCCCUUCUGACUUUGAUUCCUAACAGCCAGGCACUGUUAGCAUGAAUCAUAAACUUCCAAACCCCUUUAAAAUCAAGAAGCUAGCUGAUCAUACAGCCUUUUUAAUGGCCGACCAGUUCUUGCUCUCCAGAGCUUUCACAUCUUUUUGGGAAACCUGACAUCAAACACAUUUAUGCUAUCUAUUUGCUCCCUUGCAUUGACUCUAGAUUUUUUUUUUUUUUAAUUUCUUUUAGAAAAGGCAGGGGGGAAGUGGGUCAGAGUGAGUUUCAAGAAUCACAUUCAUCCUUGCUCUAAAGGAAAGUAUCUACUUGCCAGCAAAGAAAGGCAAACACAUUUUUAUAUUCAGAAAGCAGACUGGUCAUUUUCAAAGAAAAAUGACUGCAACCAUACCUGUAGAAUGUUUCUGUGCAAAGCACUAAUUUUCUAUCACCUGCAUGCUGUAUAUAAUACAUUUGCCUGUAUACUAGGAAGAAAAACCAGGCUGUUUUCCCUGAGUACAAUGCCGCUUGGAUGGCUGGGAGCGUAAGCCUUCCGUGCAUUUUUAUAGUGUACAUAUUUGUAUAUACUAACUAUAUCGCCAUGUAUGAACACAGAUUUUGUUAUAUUUGCUUGUUUCUGUUUCCUACCAAACUGGCCCACAAUGGGGAUUCUUUUGUAUAGAAAAAAUAUGCUUGUAAUUUUUCCUGGUCAUUCUCUUUCAAUAGCUUAUGAAAGAAUUAGAUCUGAGUUUACAAAGAAACUAUAAGAACCAAGUUUGUCUGUCUGCAUGAGUCCCGUCCAAUUGCUGGAUCUAGGGAGGAACCAACGUCCUAAUUCAGAGUUUUCCUUUUAAAGGCAUGCUUUACCCCCGUGGGAAAACUGCACACUCAUCCAUGUAGAAUUAUUCUCUUUGUAUUUUAUCUAAUAGUGCCUGAAAAUUUUUUUAAUGUCUUCUUAGAGGAAGAAUUCAUAAUGGUCAAAAUUUGAAACAUUAGCUUAAUUUUGUUUUUAUGACCUCGAGAUUCUUCUCCUUAUUUAUUUGGUUGCUGUUGUAAUGGGGCCCCAGGCCAUUCCUGACAUCGGCGUGCUCUUCUUCUGCAUUAAGGAUGUUUUUGAAAUUACAGAGAUUAUUGAGCCAACAGGCUGUUUUAAUCAAAACCAUGUUUCACUUGUUUUUGAUGAUUAUAAAUUGUCCUUGCAAUGAAAAAAAAAAACUUUUCUGCUAGGAAGAUUAUACCACCCUGUGGCCAAACAGAUUCAUCACAGAUAGGCAUCUAUGCCCACUUCUCUGGGAUCUGGAAAAUUCUUCCCUUGGCUGACCCCAAUUUCUUUUACUCCCCAUCAUCCUGAAUAUUAGCUUUCAAUGCAGUCACUAUUUGAAAUUUCCAAAGGCUUUGCCACACUGUCACUGCCCAAAGACAAACAACCAGCUGGAAAUGAUGGCUUUCCUGCUUGAAACGAAGGGAGCCAGGUGCGGUGGCUCACGCCUGUAACCCCAGCACUUUGGGAGGCCGAGGCAGGCGGAUCACUUGAGGUCAGGAGUUUGAGACCAGCCUGGCCAACAUGGCAAAACCUCGUCUCUACUAAAAAUACAAAAAAAUUAGCCGGGCGUGGUGGCACGUGUGUGUAGUCCCAGCUACUUAGGAGGCUGAGGCAAGAGAAUUGCUUGAGCCUGGGAGGCGAAGGUUGCAGUGAGCUGAGAUGGUGUCACUGCACUCCAGCCUGGGCAACAGAGUGAGACUCUGUCUCAAAAAAAAAGAAAAAAAAGAAGGAAUUUUCAGAAAAAGUGCUCCCUUUUAUGUCCCGUGGUGCCACCAUCCUGUCCUCCUUCAUAAUCAUGAACAAUCUGAUCUUGAUCUCCCACAUAACUUAAAUCAGGCAAAAAGAAACAUUCACAGCAGCCCCUUGCUGAAUAAAAAUGACUUUGUUUGGAGGCACUUAAGAUGUAUGCCUGUGUGUGAUGCCGCAGCACUGAAAUUAUCUGUAGAAGGGGAAUUUUUUUAAAUACAAUUUUAUCACUAGAAAUAAAUUCCGAUGGUGGAGACGAAGAAAACCCUUAAAUUAUAUCACAAAAGCCAUUAUUUUUUGCAUCCAAAGAGUUUUUUUUUUUUUUUAAGGAAAAUCAUUCUACUUUGAGAACUGUAAUUAAAGCCCUAAAUAACAGACACUACUUUUUUGAGCUAUUGUGAAAAAAUAACAACACAUUCACCAAGGUUGUAUGGAGCCCCUGAUUUCCAUCAAAAAGGUUUCUAUAAGUAUAUUAUUAACAUUUUUACACAUGAUAACUCUUUCCUUUGUGUUGAUAAAAAAAAAAGUCUUUUUUUUUCCCCACUCAGCAGUUAUUGGAAAUAGACUGUUCCCAUCUGAAACCUUAUGGUAAUUUGCAUCAGGAAACCCAACUGCUGAUAUUAAGGACCUGGGUGUGUUCAAUUAUGAUUUUGCUGGAGGCUGUCCCUCAUUUUAAUGCUGCAGAUAUUGAACCACCUUCCUGAAACCUAGCUGAUACGGAAUAGCAGAGACAUGCCUCUCAACACCAUUAGCUUUGCAAAUGGCUUCAUUUCAGUCAACGUCGACUUCUGCUUUGGCCAAUUGAAAAAUGAAAAUUAAAGGAGAGAAGAAAAAAAAAAAAACAGAUGCACUUAAAACAUGAAAAUAAUUAUUUAUAUGAUAAAAAUAUAUUUAGAUUUUCAAAGCACAAGACUGAAUAGAAGUGCUCUUUUUAUGCUUUCUGGAGAUGUUACUGUUAAAUGUCUUUCUACAUCAGGCUUAAUAAAUCUGUAAUGACAUUUGAUGGA
Messenger RNA from Rhinopithecus roxellana (golden snub-nosed monkey), 12178 nucleotides. It is a transcript of the gene TSHZ2, whose product is annotated as teashirt zinc finger homeobox 2. Gene Ontology annotation, molecular function: DNA binding; DNA-binding transcription factor activity, RNA polymerase II-specific. Gene Ontology annotation, cellular component: nucleus. Gene Ontology annotation, biological process: regulation of transcription by RNA polymerase II. The record is from RefSeq and is a predicted model, not a curated record. Bases 883 to 3981 code for a protein of 1032 amino acids. The transcript has 3 exons. Lineage: Eukaryota; Metazoa; Chordata; Mammalia; Primates; Cercopithecidae.